GUUUGUAGCGGAUUUUGGAUGAAAUUGUUAAUGAAAAUGGUAUCAAAGCAUGCCUUUAAAAAAUUAGAUAGCAACGAAAGGGAAUUUGAUCGAGCUUAUAUUAAACUUGAUACGCUGUUUGAGAGUAAAGUACCUCUUAGUACUGAUAGGGAGUUAUUUCGGAUAUAUCUCAAUAAACUCAAUAAACUAUAUACGGAUACUUCCCUCAACGCUCAAAUUGCGUACGAAAAUUUAUCAAGACUUGAAGCUCGGGAAAUCGUGCUUGUCAGUGAUUUAGAAACAGCGGUUGCAGGGAAAUCGUUUUCAGAAAAAGAAGUUGAAUAUCUCUUACUCGAGCUUCAUAACCUUCAGCUUAAACUAUCUUCCAUAAAUGGAUCUAAUACAACAGCAGAGAAUGUCAAACGAUCCUUAGAAAAGCAACAAGAAGAUCGCAAGAGCCAAUUUAUUUUGGGAGACCGAAUGCACACAGCCAUUUCGAUAUUAACAAAAGAAAGUCAGGAACUCAAGUCAUAUAUAUCUAAUUUACAAGAUGAACUUUAUGGUACUCGAAUGGCAGUGAAGUAUCUAUAUAAGGAAUUAGCCGGACGUAUUCAGCAAAUACAACUUCUUUGCCAGAAAAUGGAUGGUCCACAGCAAGAAAAACUUUGGAAUACCCUUGAAUCAGAAAUACUUCUUUGCAGACACAAAACAGUCAACCUUAGUUGUCGGAAUCGACUAGAUCCGCCUCCGCGUAAGUUUACUAAAAUCUUAAAUCAGUGCAAUCGAGUUCGGCACGUUACGGUUCACCGCGAACCCACGGAGGAGUUGGGAAUUUCCAUCACGGGCGGACUCGAGUAUGGAGUGCCAAUCCUUAUUUCCGAGAUUAUUCCCAACCAGGUGGUUCACCGCUCGGGCGAAUUCUAUAUUGGUGACGCAAUUCUCUCCGUCAAUGGAAACGACCUUCGAAAUAAGCGGCAUCACGGCGCCGCAGAUAUUCUGGCUGCUCAGCAGGUAAACUUCACUGAAUUACCAGAUAUAUGA
Messenger RNA from Rodentolepis nana, 1020 nucleotides. NCBI's taxonomy places the organism in Eukaryota, Metazoa, Platyhelminthes, Cestoda, Cyclophyllidea, Hymenolepididae. The record is from the annotation of a GenBank genome assembly.